CAGCUUAUGCUUGUACUAGUUAUCUUCAUGGCAGUGGUUUUUGCUGUGGCCAACCCUGGAUCCUCUUGGCGAUAUUUCUGUAAUUGGAAUACAGGACAAUAUAAAUGCACAUAUGUGCUUUGCACACAUUCAUUUGAAGGAAAACAAAACUGCACGACGAGCGUUACAACUCCAAAAGGAAGGAAUACAGGGAAAUAUAAGUGCACUCACAUACGUUGCACACAUUUCUUCGAUGGUAACAAAAAUUGCACCACUAGUGUUACUACUCCAAGUGGUGGAGGAGUACCUAGAAGCAUGCCCAAUUAUAUAUUACCUGGGGAAUUUCCAAACGAAAUAAAAAAAAUGAAUCGUUGGCUAAUUAUAAACGCUUAUCCAAUAAACAAUGAUUUAGCAUUCAAUCUGAAAACAAAACAUACCUAAUAACAAAAGCAUGAAUUUAUGAAAUGGAUAAAGAAAUUUUUCCAUAGAUAUGAUCGGAAAAUUAGUAUGAACGGUGUAUGUCGUUAUGUAUAAAGCGUUCUCUUGAAUCAAUCUCUUAUUUAUUUUUUGUUGAUGAUGUUUUUAAAAUAUUUCUUAAAGUAGUAUUUAUAAAUCAAAUAAAAAAGUAUUAUACAAAACGCAAUAUUGGGCAUUUAAACUUAUUUAAAUCAUUCCGUUUAAGAAUUUUAGGUUUUAUUGUGAUCUUUGAAAUGUUUAUAUUAUGAUGACAGAAUGGGAUUUGCCAGUCGAAUUAGUUUAUUGCUCCGGGGGGCGGUGGGGGCUGUCCGGCAAACAAUAGCGAUAGGAA
Messenger RNA from Drosophila subpulchrella, 787 nucleotides. RefSeq lists its product as uncharacterized. Lineage: Eukaryota; Metazoa; Arthropoda; Insecta; Diptera; Drosophilidae. The record is from RefSeq and is a predicted model, not a curated record.